Molecule: messenger RNA, 255 nt
Organism: Necator americanus (New World hookworm)
Lineage: Eukaryota; Metazoa; Nematoda; Chromadorea; Rhabditida; Ancylostomatidae
Exons: 3
Coding region: 1-255 (84 amino acids)
Source: RefSeq, a predicted model, not a curated record
AUGUACGAAGGACGACCGGCCGAGGAUCGACGAGACCGCAACGCUCCUACUACUACUACUGCUACUCCUUCUCCUCCUCCUCCUCCUGCUACUACUCCGGCUGCUGCUCCUACACUUCUACAACAUCACCCAACCGUCCUUGUCAUCUCUCCGAACUGGUUCUUCAGGGACGUCGGCGCUACGCUCAACAAGUUUUGCGGCGAAAAAGAAGUGGACCAAGUGCUCUGCUUCAUUCGAACUGGGGAAUUGCCGUAA